AUGGCUGGCGCGGACGAGACACUCGUAGCCGCGACUGCCGUGCUGCAGAAUCUGGCAAGAGACGAGCCUACCUCCGGCUCCUCUUCACCACCAUUUGAUUUCCAAUUAUCAUCUGCCAACGGUGCCAAAUCCACCAAACUCCCCGGAGAACAUAGCCCUGCAAAGGCAGCCUUCGAAGCCGAGCUUGAGGCCUUGGUCCGCCGUGUGCACCAUUUGGAAUUCCAAGCUGUCAGUCACCACAUAUUCCCCGACGAUCUCCAACGGCAGACGGACUCCCCUAUUGGGGAGCCGUCUGCUGAAAGACCCAACGAGAAGAAUCCUGAUUUCUUAAGGACAUUUGGGCUCUCUCGUCUCGCGUCCGGUCAAGGUUCUGACUCUUCUUCUUGCCUUUUACAGCAGCAAAAAACCAUUCCUCAACCACCGGUGGAGAAUCUCGACGAUCGCCCUCUGGAAGAUAUUGAGGAAUACGACUCCGAUGACGACGAUCUCGGUACCCGCAUCGUGCGGGAGGAGGAUAUAAGUUUCCUCCGCAACCAUGUACAGAAGCAGGCCGAGGAAAUCAGCUCCCAGAAAGAUAUCAUUGCCCAGGUCCGCGAUGAAUUGCAAAAACAGGAAGAACACACUCGCCGCGCUCUCACCAAGGUCGAAAAUGAAGAUGUUGUUCUUCUGGAACGUGAGUUACGCAAGCACCAGCAAGCCAACGAGGCCUUCCAGAAAGCCUUACGUGAAAUCGGGGGUAUCAUUACCCAAGUUGCCAAUGGUGAUCUCUCCAUGAAAGUCCAAAUUCACCCGCUGGAGAUGGACCCUGAAAUCGCCACAUUCAAACGUACAAUUAACACUAUGAUGGACCAACUGCAAGUCUUCGGUAGCGAGGUGUCUCGUGUCGCUCGUGAAGUCGGUACAGAAGGAAUACUCGGCGGACAAGCCCAGAUCACUGGCGUUCAUGGUAUCUGGAAAGAACUUACUGAAAACGUGAACAUCAUGGCCAAGAAUUUGACGGAUCAAGUACGAGAAAUUGCUACUGUCACCACAGCUGUUGCCCACGGUGAUCUUAGUCAGAAGAUUCAGAGCCAAGCCCAAGGUGAAAUUCUCGAAUUGCAACAGACUAUUAACACCAUGGUGGACCAACUCAGAACAUUUGCAACCGAAGUAACGCGAGUCGCGCGUGAUGUCGGUACAGAAGGUGUACUCGGAGGGCAGGCCCAGAUCGCAGGAGUCCAAGGCAUGUGGAAUGAAUUGACCGUAAAUGUCAACGCUAUGGCCAACAAUCUCACCACGCAAGUGCGAGAUAUCGCUACCGUCACAAAGGCUGUCGCCAAGGGUGAUCUUACACAGAAGGUCCAGGCCAACUGUAAGGGUGAAAUCGCAGAGCUGAAGAACAUUAUUAAUUCCAUGGUGGAUCAACUACGACAAUUCGCCCAGGAAGUCACUAAAAUUGCCAAGGAGGUUGGUACGGACGGCGUUCUCGGUGGCCAAGCUACUGUAAAUGAUGUCGAAGGAACAUGGAAAGAUCUGACGGAGAAUGUCAACCGUAUGGCCAACAACCUGACCACCCAAGUGCGUGAGAUCGCAGACGUCACCACCGCCGUCGCUAAGGGUGACCUUACCAAGAAGGUCACCGCCAACGUUCAAGGAGAGAUUCUCGACCUUAAGAGCACCAUUAACGGCAUGGUGGACCGACUCAACACAUUCGCUUUUGAAGUCAGUAAAGUGGCUCGCGAGGUCGGCACAGAUGGUACCCUUGGUGGCCAGGCCAAAGUUGAUAACGUGGAAGGAAAGUGGAAAGACUUGACCGACAAUGUGAACACCAUGGCGCAAAAUUUGACCUCUCAGGUCCGAAGUAUCUCUGAUGUAACGCAAGCUAUUGCCAAGGGUGACCUCAGCAAGAAGAUCGAGGUGCACGCCCAAGGAGAGAUCCUCACACUCAAGGUUACCAUCAACCACAUGGUGGGUCGACUCGCUAAAUUCGCUACUGAGCUGAAGAAGGUCGCCAGAGAUGUCGGUGUUGACGGCAAGAUGGGUGGCCAGGCCAAUGUAGAGGGCAUUGCUGGUACCUGGAAGGAAAUCACCGAGGAUGUGAACACCAUGGCCGAAAACUUGACUUCACAAGUGCGUGCUUUCGGUGAAAUUACCGAUGCUGCCACUGACGGUGAUUUCACAAAACUGAUCACUGUCAAUGCAUCCGGUGAAAUGGACGAGCUGAAGCGAAAAAUCAAUAAGAUGGUUUCCAACCUGCGUGAUAGUAUUCAAAGAAAUACUGCUGCCAGGGAGGCUGCCGAACUUGCCAAUCGCACCAAAUCAGAGUUCUUGGCCAAUAUGUCUCACGAGAUCAGAACUCCAAUGAACGGUAUUAUUGGAAUGACCCAGUUGACCUUGGACACGGAUGAUCUCAAGCCGUAUACCCGAGAGAUGCUGAACGUCGUGCACAAUUUGGCAAACAGUCUGUUGACCAUCAUUGACGACAUUCUGGAUAUCUCCAAGAUUGAAGCCAACCGAAUGGUUAUCGAAAGCAUUCCUUUCACUGUCCGGGGUACUGUGUUCAACGCCCUCAAGACGUUAGCUGUCAAAGCCAAUGAGAAAUUCUUAAGCCUGACAUAUCAGGUUGACAACACUGUUCCCGAUUAUGUCAUCGGUGAUCCAUUCCGUCUUCGCCAGAUCAUUCUGAACUUAGUUGGAAACGCUAUCAAGUUUACCGAGCAUGGUGAAGUCAAGCUCACCAUCCGAAAGUCUGAUCGCGAGCAAUGCACGACUAACGAAUACGCCUUCGAGUUCUCCGUUUCUGAUACUGGUAUUGGAAUUGAAGAGGAUAAACUCGAUCUCAUUUUCGAUACCUUCCAGCAAGCCGAUGGUUCAACCACCCGGCGAUUCGGUGGUACUGGUCUAGGUCUUUCGAUCUCUAAGCGGCUCGUCAACUUGAUGGGCGGUGACGUUUGGGUCACCUCAGAGUAUGGACAUGGAAGUACCUUCCACUUCACCUGCGUCGUGAAGCUCGCAGACCAAUCUUUGGGCGUGAUUGCCAACCAGCUCUUGCCCUACAGAAACCACCGAGUGCUGUUCAUUGACAAGGGUCAGAACGGCGUUCAAGCGUCCAAUGUCAUGAAGAUGUUGAAGAAGCUUGAACUAGAGCCUUUGGUAGUGCGGAACGAGGAGCACGUUCCACCACCCGAGAUUCAGGAUCCCUCUGGAAAAGAAUCAGGCCAUGCAUACGAUGUUAUCAUUGUAGACUCUGUGGACACUGCCCGCAUCCUGCGUACAUUCGACGAGUUCAAGUAUAUUCCGAUUGUUCUGGUCUGUCCUUUGGUGUGCGUGAGCUUGAAGUCGGCUCUCGACCUUGGUAUCAGCUCAUACAUGACUACCCCAUGUCAACCGAUCGAUCUUGGAAAUGGUAUGCUGCCGGCCUUGGAAGGACGCUCAACCCCGAUCACCACAGAUAAUUCUAGGUCAUUCGAUAUCCUUUUGGCUGAAGAUAACGACGUGAACCAACAACUCGCAAUGAAGAUUCUCCAGAAGCACAACCACAACGUGUUUGUCGUCGGCAAUGGUUUGGAAGCCGUUGAAGCUGUCAAGAAACGUCGUUACGAUGUCAUCCUGAUGGAUGUUCAGAUGCCAGUCAUGGGUGGCUUCGAAGCUACCGGAAAGAUCCGCGAAUAUGAACGCGAAAGUGGACUCCAGCGCACUCCGAUCAUUGCGCUCACUGCUCACGCCAUGUUGGGUGAUCGCGAGAAAUGCAUCCAGGCCCAGAUGGACGAGUACCUGUCCAAGCCACUCAAACAGAAUCAAAUGAUGCAAACUAUCCUCAAAUGCGCCACCCUCGGCGGCUCGCUGCUGGAGAAGAGCAAGGAGUCGAGAAUCUCUAGUAGUGGGGAAAUGCAUCCCAACUACUCCAUGCCUUCCGACAACCAAAAUCAACAACAGCAGCAGCAACAACAACAACAACCCCAGCAGCAGCCUUUGCCGCAUCCUACUCGACCAGUUGUAGAAUCCCGGUCUAUAACUUCCUCCGGUUCUAUCGGCCGAGGGAGCGUCGUCAGUCCGGCACCACAAGAGAAAGACGAUGAGAUGAUCGAUGAGCGGGCAUUGCUGCGUUCAAACAGUACCUAG
This is a messenger RNA of Penicillium soppii, 4101 nucleotides long. It is a transcript of the gene tcsC, whose product is annotated as putative two-component osmosensing histidine kinase (Bos1). Gene Ontology annotation, molecular function: phosphorelay sensor kinase activity. Bases 1 to 4101 code for a protein of 1366 amino acids. The record is from RefSeq and is a predicted model, not a curated record. Gene Ontology annotation, biological process: phosphorelay signal transduction system; phosphorylation; cellular hyperosmotic response. NCBI's taxonomy places the organism in Eukaryota, Fungi, Ascomycota, Eurotiomycetes, Eurotiales, Aspergillaceae. Gene Ontology annotation, cellular component: membrane. The transcript is spliced from 2 exons.